AAUAAAUAAAUAAAACACCCCACCCAAAUUCAAAGGUAUGCUAUAAAUAUCCCAUCAUCACUCCUCAGUGUUGUACUCUCCAAGACCAAGAGACGAGUACAGUUACAGUACACCCCUCUUGAUUCCUCUCUUCUACUCUUCUGUUUCUCUCCUCUUUGAUCCCCUUUCUUUCUGUAUUACUACAUAAUUACACGAUCUCAUCUGGUUGGUUGACAGAACUCGCUCGCUAGGUUCCAUAUAUAAUACACUAGUAGUACAACAAAAAAAAUUAGGCAGAUAGUAGGUGAGGCAUUAGACAAUUACAUCUCCCAGAAUGCCUGCAGUCGUCGACCUUGCUUGUUUAUUAUGUCUGUUGCUUCUCAUAUCCUCCUCCUCUACGGCCACAGCUUGUGAUCGCUGCGUCCACCGCACCAAAGCUGCUUUCUUCAACAAAGCAUCUGCACUUCAAUCUGGUGCUUGUGGGUAUGGCUCAAUGGCCACAAGUUUCAACGCUGGCCAUCUUGCGGCUGCUGUUCCUGCCAUUUACAAAGAUGGAGCAGGUUGCGGUGCAUGUUUUCAGAUAAGAUGCAAGAACACACAGCUCUGUACCAAGCAAGGGGCCAAGGUGAUCGUCACCGAUCUUAAUAAAAACAAUAAUGAGACGGAUUUUGUGCUUAGCAGCAGAGCUUUCAGGGCCAUGGCUGUGCAGGGCAAGGAUCAAGACAUUUUGAAGCUUGGCAUCCUUGACGUCGAAUACAAGAGGGUUCCUUGUGAUUACGGAAGGAAUCUGGGCAUUCGCGUGGAAGAAUCAAGCCAGAAGCGUAAUAAUUAUCUAGCCAUUAAGUUCUUGUACCAAGGUGGCCAGACGGAGAUCGUGGGUGUUGAUGUGGCUCAGGUUGAUUCACCAAACUGGACUUUCAUGAGCCGAAACUACGGCGCUGUCUGGGAUAGCAGCAGAGUUCCAGGCGGGGCGUUGCAGCUCCGGGUGGUGGUGACGGCUGGCUACGAUGGCAAGUUUGUGUGGGCUAAAAAUGCGUUACCUGCGGAUUGGAAGAAUGGGAUGGUCUACGAUUCCGGUGUCCAGAUCACUGAUGUUGCUCAAGAGGGUUGUUCUCCUUGUGAUGAUGGAAGCUGGCCAGCCACCGCCCGUUUAAUAUAAUCUCUUCCCUACCGCUCGUUAAACUUCAUGUAUCCUUUCCACAACUCUGGGACAAGCUGAAAGUGGAGGGAGGAGUGUAUUUUUUCGUUGCCAAAUAAGAAGCAGAGCGUAAAAGAGGAGGGUCGGCAUUCGCAUUUCCCAUCAUAGCUAGGAAAAAUUUUGUGCCCCUGUAUAUUCUGCACUUUGUAUUGUGACUUGUAACACAUAAAGACGAUUAUACAUUAAAACGUCAUUUCUUCAGUUCUUCCAGUACUCCUUUAAUCCUUUAUGGACUAUUGUGCUUUUGUAAUUUAUUUCCAAGGCAAUUAUCAUGUUUAGUGUGUUGAGAUUU
This is a messenger RNA of Coffea arabica (coffee), 1469 nucleotides long. RefSeq names its product expansin-like A2. Gene Ontology annotation, cellular component: extracellular region; plasmodesma; plant-type cell wall. NCBI's taxonomy places the organism in Eukaryota, Viridiplantae, Streptophyta, Magnoliopsida, Gentianales, Rubiaceae. The record is from RefSeq and is a predicted model, not a curated record.